AUGGAAGCCCAGCCACCCAUCAUGCGGCCUAUCCAGCCUGAUCAAACGUUCAGAGAUGAUUGGGUUUCAUACUUUCAAUAUAAGCCAGAACGAGAUUCCGCCAGUGAUGUACGAAGUGCACUUCUAGUAGUGAUGGCACUGAUUGCUGCUGCUACCUUCCAAGCUGGACUCAACCCUCCCGGUGGGGUUUGGCAAGACAACAAGAACGACCAUGGGGUAAAUCAGGAAGCUGGCACCGCAAUUUUGGGUUCUUACUCCCAUAAUUGCAAAGUUUUCUUUUUCUUUAAUACGCUAGCAUUUUCUUCGUCCAUCUACGUCAUUGGGUGUGUAAAUAACGCCUACUCACUUUAA
This is a messenger RNA of Juglans regia (Persian walnut), 351 nucleotides long. RefSeq lists its product as uncharacterized. The record is from RefSeq and is a predicted model, not a curated record. Bases 1 to 351 code for a protein of 116 amino acids. The transcript has a single exon. NCBI's taxonomy places the organism in Eukaryota, Viridiplantae, Streptophyta, Magnoliopsida, Fagales, Juglandaceae.